This is a messenger RNA of Pseudogymnoascus destructans, 755 nucleotides long. RefSeq lists its product as uncharacterized. The transcript is spliced from 2 exons. NCBI's taxonomy places the organism in Eukaryota, Fungi, Ascomycota, Leotiomycetes, Thelebolales, Thelebolaceae. The coding region runs from base 12 to 755 and encodes 247 amino acids. The record is from RefSeq and is a predicted model, not a curated record.
GGGGGGAGGAGAUGAGGGAGACGGAGGCGCAGUUGGAGGUUAUUAGGAUUCAGGGACUUGUGCAUAAGCAUGUCCGCGGUGCGGUGAAGGGGGCGAUUGAUGAUACAGCUGAGCGACAGCUUGCGCUCGAGGUUUAUGAUAACCCUUCUCUCCGCGGGAAAACGGCGUUGGCUACGGUGCUGCAUGAGAAGCUAGGCUGGCUGCUUGAGCAUAAGGCGAUGGGGGCGUUGGAUGUGGUGGAUCUGUUGACGCUCCUCGGUCCGGAUAGUAGGGGGAGGGAGGGGGGUGUUGGGGGGGGAGGAGUUCCAUUAUGCGCUUUUGGCGCUGAAUGCUGCUGGACCGACGGAGGGGGAGGAGUUGAAGUUGGCGGAGCAGGGCGUGUGGAGGAGGUGUAUGUUGAGGAUGAUUGGGCGGCGAUUAAUGAUACGGAUGCGAAGAGUGAUGAGGAGGUUAGGUGGAGGCCUCUUCGAAACCCCCUCCCGCCUCCGCAUCUACACCCCCUCCUCCCUCUCCACCACCACCCCACCCUCGACACGCGCUACAGCUCCCUCGACUCCGGCGUUCGCGCCCCCCUCCUCUCUGACCUCUCUUCUGAGGACAGCACUUUACGCAAUUACAUGACCCACGCACGACUGGGGAAAUGGUUCGAAGGCGCCCUGGAUUUGGCGAAGCGGAGUGUGGAAGAGGAGAAGAGGGGAGAAGGAGGAGGGAGAGAGGGGGUUGAGGGAUGUGGCGGAGAGGUUGAGGGAGAUUGA